AUGACUCUCCAAAACUUUCUCAACACCCUCAAAACUGUUAAGAAAUCCUCGGCUUCAACCCUUCCCCCCAAACACUUUCAACACCUUCCCGACUUUAUCUCCCACUUCCUAAAACCUUCCACCCCCCUCGAUGCCUCUGCUCUCCCCUCUCUCACCCCCACCACUUUUCGUGAUAUCCUCUCUAACCCAGAUCUCAAAGCCUCCAAGUGCUUUCGUUUCUUCAACUUUGUUGCCAAUAACCAAUCUUUGCUUUCCUUCAAACCCCAUCUUCAGGAUCACUUGACCCUUAUUUCUAGGCUCCUGAAAGCCAGGCUGUUUGCCGAUGCUGAAGCCAUGUUGAAAACUCUGUCUGUUGAUGAAAAUCUCAGGUACCCUUUUCUUGUUAUAGCUUCCGCUGUUGAGAAUUGCUGUUUUGAGUCUAAAGUUACCACAAAGUUGUUUAAUUUCAUGCUUAAAGUUUACUCUGAUAAUGGGAAUUUUAGUGAGGCAUCCAAGACAUUUGAUUAUAUGAAGGAUAAUGGGAUUAAGAUCAAUGAGAGAACUUGUACUGUUCAUUUAAAUACUCUUAAGAAAGUGGAUGAAUUGGGGUUGGUUUUAGAUUUCUUUGGUCAAAUGGUACAAUCAGGUCUUGAAAUUUCUGUUUAUUCAUUGACAUGUGUGAUUGAUGGAAUGUGUAGAGAUGGGGAUAUAAAGAAAGCUAGAGAGAUAAUGCAGGAGAUGUCUGGCAGAGGGAUUAAACCUAAUGUAAUAACUUUUAAUAUAUUGAUAGAUUCGUGUGUAAAAAGAUGGGACUUUGAGGAGUUGGAUUUGGUGUUAGGUUUGAUGAGAAAAGGGGGAGUAGGAUUUAAUGUGGAGACAUAUAAAUUUUUGAUUGAUGGGUAUUCAAGCUAUGGGAAAAUUGAAGCAGCUGAAAGGUUGGUUAUGGAGAUGCAUGAUAAGGGCUUGAGAGUUGAUACUUUUUUGUAUAAUUUGAUGAUAAAUGGGUAUUGUAAAUUACGAGCGAUAGAGAGUGUGUUAUUGUUGUUAGGCAGAAUGAGGGAUAGAGGUGUAAAGCCAAAUGCUGAUACAUAUUGCCCUAUAAUAAAUUGGUACUCUAAGGUUGGAGGAAUGGAAGUGGCAAUGAAGUAUGUGAAGGAGAUGCAAAAGAUGGGAUUUGAGUUGGACAAGGUUAUGUAUGACAUGUUGAUUGAUAGAUUUUGCCAGAAUGGAAUGGCUGAUGAAGCUUUUGAGUUGCGAAUCGAUAUGGAGAGGAAAGGAUUUCAAGCUGAUAUAGCUGUAUUUAAUCAGAUGGGGGAAUUAUUAUGUGAAACUUAUCAGACUGAGAAAGCAAAGAUGCUUAUGAACAUAAUGAUUAAAAGGGGUAUAUGCCCGAAGAUGGUAAGCUUCACAUCUGCAAUCAGCUAA
Molecule: messenger RNA, 1404 nt
Organism: Gossypium arboreum
Lineage: Eukaryota; Viridiplantae; Streptophyta; Magnoliopsida; Malvales; Malvaceae
Product: pentatricopeptide repeat-containing protein At2g28050
Exons: 1
Coding region: 1-1404 (467 amino acids)
Molecular function (GO): protein binding
Source: RefSeq, a predicted model, not a curated record